AUGGCGAGUACUCCUAGCACAGCAAUCCUCUUCGUGCCGGGUUCCUUUGCCCUUCCGGAAUUCUACGACCCCGUCUUCGAAAAAGUCCGAGCCAAAGGGUACAAUAUCCAGGGUCUUCAUAUGCCCACCGUCGGCCUGUCUGCUUCAGAAGGCCGUCCGACUGGUCCAGGUGGUGGUCCUCCCACAAUGUACGACGACGCAGCGUACAUCGCGACCGAAGCCGAGCGUCUCGCGGACCAAGGUACCAGGGUCGUCAUCAUAGGCCACUCGUACGGCGGUGUCCCCGUCUCACAAAGCACCAAGGGCUUGAGUGUCGCGGACCGAAGUGCGCGAGGUCUCCCCGGUGGCGUCGCGAGACUGGCGUACAUGACUUGUCUUGUGCCCGGCGUAGGCGAGACGGCAGUGGACGUUCUUUCAAAGGGGCCACAGGACCAACAGGUUGAGAUGGAUGUUGAUGACUCGGGAUGGAUGACGCAUAGAAACCCGGAAAAGACAGCGUCGCUUAUCCUGCAGACAAUCCCACUGGACGAAGCCACGGCCCUUGUCAAGUUGUUCCCGAAACAUUCAGCCCCCAGCUUCGUCAAUCAGCUCACCUAUGCGGGAUACAAGGAUAUUCCCGUCUCGUAUCUCCUGUGUGAGGACGACCUGUGUAUUCCGCCCGAUGUGCAGCAGCGAGGGAUCGAUAUCAUCGAAGAGCAAAGUGGGUCGAAGGUCGAUGUUACGAGAAUCAAGGCGGAUCAUUGUCCGAAUCACAGCGCCAUGCAGAGCGUGGUAGAUUGGAUUGUGAGUGUUGCUGAGAAGGCGAGCACUUAA
Exophiala spinifera is the source of this 813-nucleotide messenger RNA. RefSeq lists its product as uncharacterized. Bases 1 to 813 code for a protein of 270 amino acids. The transcript is spliced from 2 exons. The record is from RefSeq and is a predicted model, not a curated record. NCBI's taxonomy places the organism in Eukaryota, Fungi, Ascomycota, Eurotiomycetes, Chaetothyriales, Herpotrichiellaceae.